Messenger RNA from Geodia barretti, 9817 nucleotides. Lineage: Eukaryota; Metazoa; Porifera; Demospongiae; Tetractinellida; Geodiidae. The record is from the annotation of a GenBank genome assembly.
GCAGUGGUGCAGAGGCCGGCCUGGGGAGUGCAGCCAGCUAGCCGUCGAAGUCAGUGCGACCAGCAGCAUGGCUCUCCUGAAAAAUUUUACUUUCGUAUUUUUCAUGACACUGGCCUUGUGGAUCAAUUGCUAUCAAGGUUUAAGUGUGGUCGAAUCAACUAUUUCAAAGUUUGACUGUUACGCUUCAACUGACUGCCAUGGUCACAUCUUAUUGGGAGCUCUGAGCAAAGGAAGUUGUUGUGCAGCGGGAAACAAUGGACUUUCAUUUUCGAGAUCUGGGAAAUGUGAAAAUUGUUUUUCUGAAGAUGCAUUCACAUCUCUUGGAACAGACUUCUAUGUGGCUUUUCCCAACAACCUGGAACUACCCCCUUUGUUUAGUAAUGCUAAUCUUAGACUCAAAAUUUCCACCUUUGAGACAGGUCCUACAAGUAUCGAGGUUAUUACAAUGUCUGGUGUAAGAAAAAGUACUAUUAUGGGCGAGUCUGUUGAAAUUGAAGUAAGAAAGGAACUCAAACUCACAUCUAUUUCAGAGAGAGAUAAAGGAUUGCAUAUAAAAAGUAAUGGAAAACCUGUGUCAGUUGUUGCUCUUUCAGAAGAAGGCUUUAGUGCUGACCUUUUCCUAGUGUUGCCACCAGUAUAUAUUCCUGAUCAGUAUGUGUACUAUGCAGUUUCAGUACGAAGAGAUAUAGUUCAAGAGGCCACCUUUAAUAGCGCUAUCCUUGUGGUGGCAACUGAAGAUGGAACAGUUGUGAUGUUAAGUCCUACCACGAAUGUUAGUCUCUCUUCAAUGUCUGAUAUAAACGGGACUGGUAUUGCAGGUCAACCAAUUUCAGUGAUUCUCAAUGAAACCAACACAUUAUAUGUGACCAGCCCUGAAAGUCUAUCAGGAUCAAAAGUUGUUUCAAACAAGCCUAUCACUUUCAUAUCAGGGCAUGAAUGUGGAAAUAUUCCAACAGGAAUAUCAUUUUGUGAUCAUAUGUUCGAACAAAUCCCUCCUACUUCUACUUGGGGAAUUGAAUUUUAUAGUGUGCCUCUCAAGACCCGAGAAAGUUUUGAUGUCAUAAUGCUUCUCGCCUCAAAAAGUGACACUAUGGUAACUUGUGUGUGUAAUCCACCUAUGGAAACCACUAACCUAAUCAUAUCGACAGCUGGUGGUGUUGUAUCUGUCAAUGUUUCUUCAGAACAAUAUUGUAGAUUUAUGAGCAACAAGCCAGUUCUUGUAGUUCAGUUGGCUGUUGCUUCUGGUGUGGACAAUGUGAGUGCUGAUCCUUUUAUGAUGAUAAUUCCGCCAUUUGGACAGUAUAGAAGCAAGUAUCUAAUACCAACAUUUGAGCCACAAUACGAAAGGAAUUUGUCCUACUUUGUCAAUAUUGUUUUAGUUACUGAUAAUCAAACUGAUAUUGAUUUUAUGCUCUUGGAUGAGUCCCGUGUUAGUGCUAACUGGACAGAGAUAUUUUGUGAUGUUAACGAGCAUCAUUGUGCAUAUGGUGCUCAGCUUGAUGUUAAUGUAUCAGACACGGCCUAUAUUCUCUCCCAUGUCAAUCCGGACGUCCUCUUCAGUGCAACUGUUUAUUCAUUUGGGAUGCGUAUUGGACAAGGGUUUGCUGCAGGCUUUAACCAGAAGCCUAUUGCCUUGCAUCGUGUAACUCUCAGUGCAAGUGUCUUUGAAGCUAAUGAGAGUGAUGGAGCUUUAGAAGUAAUGUUAAUGCUGCAACGAUCAUCAACUCUAUCAAACACUGUUAGCAUUAGACUCAAGACGAGGGAUCUCCAAGAGACAACUUCUGCUAUAGCUGAUGUAGACUACUUCCCAAUUGAUACUGAGGUUGUGUUUGAUCCUGAUGAGUCAUCAAAAUUGGUAUCCAUCAAUCUUCCGGAAGAUGAUGUUUUCCCAGAAGCUAAUAAAACUUUUGAAGUAUACAUCACUGCAACUCCAGGAGUUCUCAUCUCUCCAAUUGGUUUUGCUUAUGCCACUAUACUGAAUGAUGAUGAACCACUUCCAGUGGUGAAUAUCAGUUUUGGAAUAACAAGUAUAUCAGUGCUGGAGGGAAAUGGUUUUGUUGAGUUAGUUCUGACGAAAUCAGAAGGAGCUGUAGGAGCAGUCUCAGUAAAUCUUAAUACGGUAGAUGGGACAGCAGUUGCAGGAAUAGAUUAUGAACCACUGAGUACAGUCAUAACUUUUGAACAACAAGAUGUUAUGGCAACAGUUCGUGUUAAAGUGCUUAACAAUCCAGCAUUGCAGCAGAAGAGAAUGUUCAGUGCAGUGAUUGAAGUGACACCUGGGCUAAGGUUCCCUGCUCAAGUCAUAGAUUCGGUUGCCACAAUCAAUAUUGAUGAUGAUGACAUGAUAGUCAUUGGUGUAAAUCCAGUGACUCAGGAAGUUACUGAAGGAAGUAAUGCCACCAUCAAUAUGGAGAUUCUUUCUGGCUCACUAGAAAAGGAUGUGGUGGUGUCUUUGACCUCAGUUGAACAGAGUGCCAAAGGUGGAGAAGACUACAUGUCACCAAGGAGUAGUGUUACUUUUUCAAAGUCAAAGUCAUUUAACUCGGUAUUUAUCUCUAUUUUUAAUGACGAUCAACUGGAACUACCUGAGUCAUUUAGCAUUUCAUUGAGUCACCAUGAGGGGGAGAGUGUAUUAAUCCUCCCAAUAAAGUCAACAAUUUGGAUUUUGGAUAAUGAUGAUGUGGAAAUUGGCUUAGUGGUUAAUACUGCAACUGUGAGAGAAGGUGAUACUAUUCCAGUGACCGUCAGAGUAAUAAAUGGAGAUUUAAGUGUUCCUGUUGAAGUUUCACUGUCAACAUUGUCAAGGACAGCAAUAGAGGAUGAUGAUUUUGAAAGAAUUCAAGACAUGCGUUUAAUUUUUGAUGAAGACACAGUUGAGUACAACCUUACCAUUGCAACAUAUGAUAACCCCAUCAGUGUGGGCUCAAAGGAUUUUGCAGUUCAACUAAGUCUGAAAUCUGGAGCAAGAGUCAGGCUGGCACCGUCCACCAUGAGUAUUACAGUUUUAGACGAUGAUUCUCUACCCAGUAUGACGUGUCACCAAGAUACCAAGUGUUUGUCUGACAAUGGAAUUUCAGUUUCAUCUAUUGAUUUGUGUUGCAACCAGUUGAGGGGGAAAUCUGUUGAGUUCUCUGCAGCUCAGGGAACUUGUCAACCAUGUAUUAAUAUUGAUUUUAGUCGGUCGGAGUACAUUUUGCUUGAAAGUUUGAUGAAUAACACUGUGCCUGUGACAGUUACUGGUGGUAGACUUCCCAUUGAUACGGUGAUUGAAGUUAAUCCAGACGAAUCAUCAUCAAAUGCUGGGUUUGAGGAUUUUAAACUCUACAGCCCUACAAUUGAGCUUGGAAUGGGUUCCACUGGAAGUACUAUAAUGUUGGAAAUUGUACUUGAUGACUUUCGCAAUUCUGAAGAUGCUGUGGAAUCAUUUAUACUUCAACUCUUACACAGUGCAGAUAUUCUGCCGCAAAACGUUGUUCUAGGAACGGCUGUGAUCCGUGUAAUGAAUGUAGUUCCAGUUUUAUCUAUUGAGCAGUCUGUGUACCGUGUUGAUGAAGAAGAUGGUAAUGUGAGUAUCAGAGUAUCUGUUGUUGGAGAACGCACCACAGUUGUGAAUUUCAGCAUUGUAACUUCAAAUGAAAGUGCCACUGUUGGUGUUGACUAUUCGUCAUUAAUUACAUCCUUCAGUGUUCAGCCAGACGACAGGGAUGUUUUGUUCAAUAUUGAUAUAAUCGAUGAUGAUAUUGUUGAGAAGGAAGAAUUCUUGGAUCUUGGUAUACGUAGUGAAUCUGUUGGAGUUUUGGUGGAGAACAGAUAUACUCACAUUCGCAUUAGGGAUUUUGACAUUGCCAUUGUUCGAUUUAUGGAGACAAGCUACACUGUGCGGGAAGAUACCGGGCAAAUUGAGAUAUGUGUCGUCAUUGAUGGGAGAGUGGAUUUUGAUUUUACAGUGGGAUUGUCCACUGUUGAUGGCACUGCAGGUGAGGAAGAUUUUGAAGCUGUGUCUACAAUACUAACCUUUUCCCGAGAGGAGUCAGUAAAGUGUGUUGCAGUUUCAGUGAUCAAUGAUGCAGUGCUUGAGGAAACAGAACUCUUUCUCGUAACACUUACUUUGAGGAGUGACUCUAAUCAGAUUAAAUUCGACAAUUCCAUGACAACUGUAGAGAUCCUCAAUGUGUUCACACAAAAUGUGACAGUUGAAUUUGAAAGAACAUCUUUUGUUGUAUCGGAAAAUAAUCAAGUCACAAUUGUUAUUGCUGCCACUGGAAACUUUGAUGGUCCUAUAACCUUAAUGCUGGCUGUUUCUCCAGAAACUGAUGAUUAUACCCUUCAAACCCCCAGCACUAUUGAACCUACACUUUCCCAAUUUCCAAUUGAAGUUUUAAUCAGUAUUGUUGAUGACUGUAAAAAAGAAGGUAAUGAAACCUUCUUCUUAUCACUCACUUCACCCGGACAACUCGGAGUUACCAUAGUUAAUGAUAGAGCUUCCAUAACUGUACUGGAUCUUCCUGUAAAAUUUAAUGAUGAUGUUCUCCAGUUUUUGGAUCUGGGUUUUGUGACCUUUUUACCUCCGCAAGAUGAUUCCAUUUCAGAAGCUAUUUUGCCUCCAGAAGGGUUCAGAGCAUUUGGGCAGACCUACUCUAAUCUCUACGUAACUACAAAUGGAGUUAUAACUCUUGGUGUACCAGCUCUUGAAUGUUGCCCAGUGAGGUUUGAAGACAUACAUUUUGGCGCUGCAGCAUUUGUUUCCCCUUACUGGAUUGACAAUGACCCAUCUAUUGAAGGAAAUGUGUCUUAUUCAGUGGUUGUACGGGACAAUGAACUACUCCAAACUGUUAGCAAUUAUAUUGCACAGUCUCAAAGGAUCAGUUUUAAUGGGACAUGGAUGUUGAUUGCAUAUUGGCUGGAUGUACCUGAGGCAUUAUUAAAACAGCAAGUGAAUUCAUAUCAAGCAGUACUCAUCACAAAUGGGAUAAGAUCUUUUGCUGUGUUCAUCUACAAUUGUAAUAAAUUGGAUCCACAGUCAGUUGCUGGCAUUGGUUACUACUUUAAUGAAUCAGUGCAAAUGGAACACGUAUAUGCAAGUACCAGCAAUUCAUCACAAGUAGCAUGCGAAAACUACCCUUGUACACCCUGGAACUCUAUAGUUUAUCCUUUGUUUGAUGCUGUAUGUGAAGGACAAGUACGUUUGGCUGAUGAGGUUGUUCCUGGGGUAGGAAGAGUGGAGAUAUGUUUUAAUGAUGAGUGGGGAACUGUUUGUGAUGAUAACUGGGACAUAAACGAUGCUACUGUGGUCUGUAGACAACUUGGAUUCCCAUCUUCAUCACACACUGCAAUAGGAAGGGCGAUGUUUGGGGAAGGUGCAGGCACUAUUUGGCUGGAUGAAGUUGCUUGCAGUGGUACCGAGAGUGAAUUACAGGAUUGUGCUCAUAAUGGUGUAGGGAUUAAUAACUGUCGUCAUCGGGAAGAUGCAAGUGUUGCUUGUGUUUUUGAAUGUUCUAGUGGGACAGUGCGUUUGAGUGGAGGCAAUGCUACUGCAGGAAGAGUUGAAGUUUGCUACAAUAAUGUGUGGGGAACUAUAUGUGAUGACUCCUGGGAUGUAAAUGAUGCACGUGUCGUCUGUAACCAACUGAAUCUCCCAUCCUCAUCUGCCAUCCCAAUAAGAAAUGCUGGGUUUGGGGAGGGGGGUGGGGUGAUAUGGCUGGAUGAUGUAUCAUGUGCUGGAGAUGAAGAGUCUUUGCAGUCCUGUCCUAAUCUUGAAGUGGGAGUUCAUAACUGUGGUCAUGAUGAAGAUGCCGGUGUUGUUUGCGGUCAAGAACAAAUCACUGUUGGUUAUGAUCCUGCCACAUAUGUGACAACUGAAAGUGAUAGAAGCGUGACUCUCACAGUUAGGGUCUUCAGUCAUCCCGGUGGAGCUCCACAAUCUUUCACUCUUGUUGUCAACACUGAAGAUGGCACUGCAACUGUUGAUUAUGUACCAGUGGCUGGUGAGAUUAUACAGUUCAAUGCGGGAGAUAUCACUCAGACACAUACUAUUACCAUCAAUGAUGAUAAUGAUUGUGAGGAGAAUCCAAAUGAAAAUUUCUUCUCCAACUUUGUCCUGGACAGAGGCUUUCCUGAUGUCACUGUGACUGUGCCUCAAGCUACAGUCACUAUUGACGAUUCUGGUGAAAUAGAGUGUGAUCCGAUUGAAGUUGGCUACGAGUUCUCAGUCUACACCACUACUGAGGGAACUGGAGUUGUCACUCUGUGUACUGUUGUUAUAAACUUCCCUGGUGGCUCGCCAAGACCGUUCACUAUUAAUGCCACCACUGAAGAUGGAUCUGCUGUCUCUGGUUCUGACUAUGCUGGAGUAGUUGAUGUUCCACUGAUGUUUGAGGUGGGAGAUGAUCGUGUAUGCCACGAUGUCGUAAUCAUUGAUGGUGACGAUUGCGAGACACCUUUUGAAGACUUCUUCUCCAACUUGGAGUAUUACAGUGGGGAUAUGCCUAUCAUUAUCACAAGAGAUAGAACACAGGUCAUUAUCGAUGAUACUGCCGAGCCAGAGUGUGAACCAAUCACUGUUAGCUACGAUCCUGCCACAUAUACAACAACUGAAAGUGAUGGAAGUGUGACUCUCACAGUUAGGGUCUUCAGUCAUCCCGGUGGAGCUCCAAGACCUUUCACUGUUGUUGUCAACACACAAGAUGGCACUGCAACUGUUGCCGAUAGUGAUUAUGUACCAGUGGCUGGUGAGAUCAUACAGUUCAAUGCUGGAGAUGUCACUCAGACACAUACUAUUGCCAUCAAUGAUGAUGAUGAUUGUGAAGAGAAUCCAAAUGGGAAUUUCUUCUCCAACAUUGCCCUGGACAGAGGCUUUCCUGAUGUCACUGUGACUGUGCAUCAAGCUACAGUCACUAUUGACGAUUCUGGUGAAAUAGAGUGUGAUCCGAUUGAAGUUGGCUACGAGUUCUCAGUCUACACCACUACUGAGGGAACUGGAGUUGUCACUCUGUGUACUGUUGUUAUAAACUUCCCUGGUGGCUCGCCAAGACCGUUCACUAUUAAUGCCACCACUGAAGAUGGAUCUGCUGUCUCUGGUUCUGACUAUGCUGGAGUAGUUGAUGUUCCACUGAUGUUUGAAGUGGGAGAUGAUCGUGUAUGCCACGAUGUCGUAAUCAUUGAUGGUGACGAUUGCGAGACACCUUUUGAAGACUUCUUCUCCAACUUGGAGUAUUACAGUGGGGAUAUGCCUAUCAUUAUCACAAGAGAUAGAACAAGGGUCAAUAUCAAUGACACAGCUGAGCCUGAGUGUGUGAUACAGGUUGGCUAUGAAGAUGCAAGGUAUAGUGUGAAUGAAGGAGAUGGGGAAGUUGAGUUAUGUGUGACGACCCAAAGACCCGUCAUGCGUCCUUUUGUUAUUAUUUCUACUACUAUGGAUUUAUCCGCAGUCGCGCCAAUUGAUUAUGAUGGAGUGAUUUCUGAGCUUGUGUUCAACACUGGAGAUAGCCGUAUCUGUUACACAAUCUCUAUUGUUGAUGACGAUUUGUGUGAAGAACCUUCUGAGAACCUUUUAGCCCAGCUGCGGGUACAAAAUGAAAACGCCGUGGAAUAUCGACUUGAAUUCACUGAAGUGGUGAUUGAAGAUGAUGCUGAGCCAGAAUGUGCUGAUGUCACGUGUCCCAGUCUUCCGCAUCCAGCAAAUGGAGUGGUGUUGUUGACCAACCUCACAGAGGGCAGUCUGGCUACGUAUUUGUGUAAUGAGGGUUUUGGGUUAGCAGGAGAUCGAGGUAGAAUAUGCCAGAGUGAUGGGAUGUGGAGUGGUGAAGCACCAAUCUGUGUUGCCAGUGUACUUCAGUACUUAGACCUUGGUGAUGAUGUGGGAGGUCUACAUAUGGAGGAUAACAGGUCGGAUCCAAUAACGGUGCCUGGUCAGAUUCCAGUAUUUGGUCAGAGAUAUUCAACUUUGUAUGUUAUUGAAAAUGGUGUUAUAUUUUUUGGUAUGGUAACUGAUGAAUUUAGCCCUCAUGAGCUUUCUGCUGAUGAUUUUCCGUAUUCUGACACAAAGCCAUUUGUUGCCCCUUACUGGAUUGAAAACGAUCUGUCUCAGGGAGGAAAUGUGUCAUAUGGUGUUUUUACUGAAGACAGUACCCUCUUGAUUGAAGUCAGUGAUUUCAUAUCGCAAUCAGAAAGUGUUGAGUUUAGUGGAACAUGGAUGUUGGUUGCAUAUUGGAUUAAUGUUCCUUUCUUUGGCUCAAGUGAUGAGGAUGAAGUUUUAAGCAACACAUAUCAAGCAGUUGUUAUAACAGAUGGCUCUUCGACAUACACAGUUUUUACAUAUCUAUGUAAUGAUUUGGACAACACUACUCUCGGAGGACGCAUAGGCUAUUAUAAUGACAGCUGCAAUUUUGUAGAGGAUCCCUCCUCUUCAGCACAAAUGUCAUUUAUGGUAGCCUGUGAGAAUGAGGACAUUUCUCUAUGGAAUAACAUUGUAUACCACCUUACUCCAGAUGGUGAUUCUUUACAACUGUUGGACCUUGGAGUUACCAACGAUGUUAUACGGGUGUUUCUACCAAGUGCUAAUGAUGAACUCUCCGGGAAUAUUUCCUCUCCAUCAACAGGAUUUCCAUUAAUAGGGACCCGUGCUACAAGAUUCAAUGUACACACUAAUGGACUAAUUGUCAUCAAUGGUCAAGUUGAAUUGCUGAGUCCUAGGAUGUUCAGUAUGAUUGUAUCUGGAUCAUUUGUCGCUCCUUACUGGGUGGAUAAUGACCCCUCCAUGGGAGGAAGUGUGUCUUAUGAAGUCCAUGAAGGUGACAGUCCUUUGCUACGCAGGGUGAGCUGCAGCAUCUCUAGCCGUGAAGAUUUCGGAUUCAGUGGAACAUGGAUGCUUGUGGUGUACUGGUUCAACGUGCCACUAUUUGACACUACAAUGACAAGCACAUAUCAAGGAAUUUUGAUCACUGAUGGCAAUGAUUCUUACGCUGUGUUCAUUUAUGUAUGUGAGGGGCUAGCAGUUGAUGCAUCAGCCAGGAUUGGGUACUACCUAUCUCCAGAGGCCUUCACAGAGCACAGGUUGUCCGGCAGUCAACCUUCAAAUAUAGGCUGUGAAGAGCCAGUUGUUAUCUAUAAGUUGACCAAUUAAAACAUGAACGGUUUGUUUCAUGGACUAUGCUUUUGCAACUGAAUAAUAUGUUUCAAGAAUAAGUCUUUAAAAUGUAGCGCAGACUGGCAAAUGUGAUGCACAAUAAUGAUUCUCAAUACAUGUAAAGUGAAUACACACUCGGACCAGUCAAUCAACACAACUAGUCAGUCUUCCAUUGAAAACACUUCUGCAUCAGAUGCAUGAAAUUCUUUACUGUUGUUCACUUGGGAUGUCAAGUCUGGAUUUCGGACCUUUGGUGGUGCAGGUAGAGCGGGUUCCUCCUUGAGAAUGUCGGGAAUGAUAGCCAACCGUGAUGGUGGAGUUUUGGUGUAUGGAGAAUUCCGCAUGUCAAGCAAAAACUUGCGGUCAUAAAUGAUACGUGUACCUGCAAGGAUGUAAGUUUUAAGAGUUGUGCUGGUAAUGCUAAGCCCUCACAGACUUGGUAUAUAUAACCAUGAGCCCUAAUCUUAAAGUUGGUGGAUAUUUUUUAGGAAGAGUGUUCAUUACUUGCCAUUUAGGCGACAGAUUGAUCAAAGGGCGUUUCAGCAAGGUCAAGCUUUUGCAAGAUGUUUGAAAAGUAAUGGAGUAUCUGCAUGGGGCCAGUGACCCUGGGUCUAGAUUGAUGUAGAUCAGGAGAACAUCGGUCACCUAAGGAAGCUGACACAGAGGAAGGGAGGGAACAACGCCAUUUGCUGU